GCGAGGAUUAAAUUUUAUCGUCGCAAAGUAGACGCGCUCUUCCGGUGUACGCCCCGCCGCUGGAAGUUUCACGGGUGUGCGUCAUCCCUGCGACUCGCCAGCAACCCCGCAAGCCAAGCACCGCGACGCCGCGACGCCCUAGGAAGCAGCAAAUCCACAGUUUCUGCGGAGAGCGUGCCGCUAAAACGCAGCGCCGCCCGAAGUUUUGCACGUGUGACGCCAUCGCUGCGGCACACCACCAACUCGUCAAACAGUAUGGCCGAGCUAAAACCCGUCUACGACCCCAUCGGCCAACACCACGCCAUCCCCGGCGGCCUGAAACAGUACGAGGAGAUGUACAAAGAGUCGAUAGACCCGUCGACGAGAGACGAGUUCUGGCGGAAGCAGUCCGCGCAGUUCAUCGACUGGAUCCGGCCCUACGAUAGAGUGUCGACAGGAGGCUUUGCGGUCGGUGACCAUGCGUGGUUCGUGGGCGGCCAACUCAAUGUGAGUGCGUGCUGCUUGGAUCGCCAUUUAGCAACCAAGGCGGACAAGACCGCUAUUCUCUGGGAGGCGGACGAACCGGGCCAAUCCAAAAAAUUGUCCUACCUCGAGGUCUUCCACGGCACCUGUAGAGUAGCCAACGCUCUCAAGUUGCAUGGGUGUAGAAAAGGAGACUUUGUGACGAUCUACAUGCCCAUGAUGCCGGAUACGGCGAUGGCCAUGUUGGCCUGCACGCGCAUCGGCUGCCCCCACUCUGUCGUGUUUGCUGGGUUCACCGCAACCUCACUGAAGGACCGGAUUGUCGACUCCCAAUCGAAGUGGGUCUGCACCGCGGACGUCGGGAAACGAGGCUCGAAGACCAUCAAGCUCAAGGAGAUCACGGACGCCGCCGUGAACGACUGUCCCAAUGUAGAACGUGUAUUCGUCUUCAAGCGCACGGGCGAGCACGGCGUCCCCUAUCAUGCUAGGGACGUGCACAUGGAUCUCGUGGUGCCGAAGAUGAGGCCCUACUGCCACGCCGAGGCCAUGGGGAGUGAAGAGACGAUGUUCACUUUGUAUACCUCCGGCUCUACCGGAAAACCUAAAGGUGUUGCGCAUAGCUAUGCGGGGUAUUUGCUAUUCGCGGCGAUGACGACGAAGUACUCGUUCGAUCUGCGGGAUGAUGAUGUCUUUGCGUGCGUCGCCGACGUCGGGUGGAUCACCGGUCACUCCUACAUCGUCUACGGUCCUCUGUGCAACGGCGCCACGACCGUCAUGUUCGAAUCAGUACCUACCUACCCGGACCCGGGCCGCUACUGGCAGAUGGUGGCUACGCACAAAAUCUCCGUGUUCUACACGGCACCGACGGCCAUCCGAGCCUUGAUGGCUUAUGGAGAUGAACCGGUCAAGAAGCACGACCGUAGCUCGUUAAGAAUCCUGGGAACGGUCGGCGAACCGAUCAACCCCGAGGCCUGGCGCUGGUACUUCCAGGUCGUGGGCGAUAGCAAGUGCGCCAUCGCCGACACGUACUGGCAAACAGAAACCGGUGGCCAUGUGAUGACGCCGCUGCCGGGUGUCACGCCCAUGAAGCCGGGGUCCUGUUGCCUGCCCUUCUUCGGCGUCGAGCCCAAAGUGUUAGAUGCCCAGUCCGGCCAGGAGGUGGCCUGGUCCAAAGGCCAACGAGCUGAUGGUGUGCUCGCGCUAGCCAAGCCGUGGCCGUCGGCGUGCCGCACGGUCUGGGGCGACCACGAGCGCUACAUGGCGACCUAUCUAGACUGCUACAAGCCCUACUAUUUUACCGGAGACGGCUGCACGAAGGACGAGGACGGCUACUACUGGAUUACUGGAAGAGUUGAUGACGUCCUGAACACGUCGGGGCACCGCAUCGGCACGGCGGAAGUCGAAUCGGCUCUAGUAGCGCAUCCGGCCGUCGCGCAGGCCGCCACCAUAGGCUACCCGCACGACAUCAAGGGCCAGGGCAUCUGCUGCUACCUCGAGCUGACGAAGGGUAUUACCGAGUCUCCGGAGUUACUCAAGGAAUUGAAAGGGGCCGUUCGUUCUGCAAUCGGGCCCUUCGCGACGCCGGACCUCUUGAUUCCGGUGGCCGGCCUCCCGAAGACGCGGUCGGGCAAGAUCAUGCGCCGCAUCCUGCGCAAGGUCGCGGCGGCGGAAGAAGAUCAAUUGGGGGACGUGACGACGUUGGCGGACCCGUCCGUCGUGCCGUUGCUGAUCGCCAAGGUCAAGCAGGCCCAAGGCCGCGCCUAGUCGUACCCCUCCCAGGCUAAUGAUUCA
Pelagomonas calceolata is the source of this 2253-nucleotide messenger RNA. The record is from the annotation of a GenBank genome assembly. NCBI's taxonomy places the organism in Eukaryota, Pelagophyceae, Pelagomonadales, Pelagomonadaceae.